CUGGGCGGGUCCGCGGCAGAGUUCCAGGGCCGGACAAUCAGACUGCUGCUCGGCAGUGAAAAGCGCGUAUAGAGUAUGAAGUACAUAUACAAUAUUGUUUUUCUUUUUUAAAUUCCCCUUCAUGGGUCCCCUUUGAGCUCUAUGCAACAAUGUACAGACUGCGCCCCCCUCUUCUUCAAGCACUAAAAGAAUAGAAUGGGGAGGGGGACUUCUUUUACUUAACCACAUUUAAUCGCUUUGUUUCGGCUAUUGUAUUAUUCUUCGGAGGCCUUUAAUAGCUUCAGGGAAGGAGGCGCCUGAUACAGUUGGAUUUGCAUUGAUGUCAAGGAGACACAGAGCCACUCUGUGACAGCACCGCCGCCGCUUUAAUAACAGCAGUUGCGGCGGCAGUAAGGGGGCGAGACAGAUUUCCUUCCUUCUUUCGCGAACGGAGAAGCGGUUCCUUCUUUUUGGCGCAGCCUCGCGGUGAGGAGCUAAAGGGUCAGACCACCGCAGGGUCGGCGCAGUCCUCUGCUAGUGGAAUCUAGGCUACUGGACCAGUUUGGCGGCGGUCCCUCGGCUCCCCAAAGCGCAGAGGCAGGAUCAGAUUCCUCCUCUUCUGAAUUGGCAAGUCGCGCUCAGCCAACAUGGAUCCUGGCUCCAAGAGGUCCGCGGCAGAGGAAGGGAGUCCGCUGCAGCCCCAGGAAGAAGAAGUGGACCCCAGGAUUCAAGGAGAACUAGAAAAGUUGAAUCAAUCUACAGACGAUAUCAAUCGGAGAGAAAUGGAGCUUGAGGACGCACGUCAGAAAUUCCGGUCAAUUCUGGUGGAAGCUACAAUAAAACUCGAUGAACUUGUGAAGAAGAUUGGAAAAUCUGUAGAAGAUUCAAAGCCUUACUGGGAAGCCCGAAGGGUUGCAAGGAAGCUGGGAAAAACCAUGGAUGCUGAAAAGAAAUGA
Messenger RNA from Pseudonaja textilis, 935 nucleotides. Lineage: Eukaryota; Metazoa; Chordata; Lepidosauria; Squamata; Elapidae. The record is from RefSeq and is a predicted model, not a curated record.